Molecule: messenger RNA, 1068 nt
Organism: Sclerotinia borealis F-4128
Lineage: Eukaryota; Fungi; Ascomycota; Leotiomycetes; Helotiales; Sclerotiniaceae
Source: the annotation of a GenBank genome assembly
AUGUCCACUCCAGAUUCCGGUACCAUAGAUACCCAAACGCCAAACUUGACCGGCGCCGACGUCGAAAGGGAAAGGUCCUCAAGUAACGAGAACUCACCAAGCAACGAUAACAUAGAAGUGGGGGAUGCGAAGGUCGAUGAGGAGUCUACAGAAUCGAAUAAGCCAGAAAAUAAUGCGGGUUCUCACGAUUCAUCGACGGCGGUGGAAGGUGAAGGCGUUUCUUCUGAUGGUGAAGCGAAUUUGUUUGAGAACCAAAAUGGAGAGAGCGAUUCGUUGGAAAAGAGCGAUGUCGUAGACGCUCCACCUUUACCAGAAGAAGCUCUUCCAUCCCUUCCUAAUGAACAACCCCCAGCUGCUACAAAAGAAGAUGAUGGUUGGGCGAAUUCGAUUGAGAACCAAAAUGGAGAGAGCAACUCAUUAGAGAAGAGCGAUGCCGUAGACGCUCCACCUCUGCCAGAAGAAGCUCUCCCACCCCUUCCUAAUGAACAACCCCCAGCUGCUACAAAAGAAGAUGAUGGUUGGGCACCAGUUUGGGACGAGACAAAUCAAGCUUUCUACUUUUACAAUCGCUUUACCGGAGCUACGCAAUGGGACAAUCCACGCAUUCCCGAGGUGUCUCAAACUGGUCCACCCGGUGUACCACCCGCAAAGUCUGCUGUUGCGCCUACAGAAAGCAUUCCAACUUCUCGUCCAGCUGGUGGCUACGAUCCUGCCAUCCAUGGAGAUUAUGAUCCAACUGCCUGGUAUGCCCAGCCAGCAACAGUCGAAGCGCCAACUGCUGCCGGGUUGGAUCCCGCCACUGCCUAUGCGUCUACCGGGCAAUUCAACCGAUUCACAGGACGUUGGCAGGCUGCAGAAAUCAAUCCAGAGAACUUCAACGAUGAGAAUAAGAGCAAAAGACAAAUGAACGCUUUCUUCGAUGUCGAUGCCGCGGCAAAUGAUCAUGAUGGUCGAAGUUUGAAGGAGGAACGCAGUGGUAAGAAAUUAUCAAAGGCGGAACUGAAGCAAUUCAAGGAGAAGAGGAAACAUAGAAAGGAAGAGAAACGAAGGGCAUGGUUGAGGGACUAA